Molecule: messenger RNA, 741 nt
Organism: Microthlaspi erraticum
Lineage: Eukaryota; Viridiplantae; Streptophyta; Magnoliopsida; Brassicales; Brassicaceae
Source: the annotation of a GenBank genome assembly
AUGUGGACGCUCCCACAGAGGAAGCCAAUCGUCUUCUCCAUGGCAAGACUUGACAGGGUGAAAAACUUGACUGGGCUAGUUGAGUGCUAUGCCAAGAACAGCAAGCUGAGGGAGCUCGUGAAUCUUGUUGUAGUCGGUGGCUACAUCGACGUGAAUCAGUCCAGGGACAGAGAAGAAAUGGCUGAGAUACAAAAGAUGCACAGCCUAAUCGAGCAGUAUGGUUUACAUGGUCAGUUCAGGUGGAUAGCUGCUCAGAUGAACCGUGCUCGGAAUGGUGAGCUUUACCGUUAUAUCGCAGACACAAAAGGCGUUUUUGUUCAGCCUGCUUUCUAUGAAGCUUUUGGGCUAACAGUUGUGGAAUCAAUGACUUGUGGUCUCCCAACUUUUGCUACCUGUCAUGGUGGACCCGCAGAGAUCAUUGAGAAUGGAGUUUCGGGGUUCCACAUCGACCCAUAUAAUCCAGACCAGGUUGCAGAUACUCUGGUCAGCUUCUUUGAGACAUGUGACACUGAUCCAAAUCAUUGGGGGAAAAUCUCUGAAGGAGGGCUCAAGCGAAUCUAUGAAAGGUACACAUGGAAGAAGUACUCAGAGAGGCUGCUUACGCUGGCUGGAGUCUAUGCUUUCUGGAAACAUGUAUCUAAGCUCGAAAGGAGAGAAACACGACGUUAUCUGGAGAUGUUUUACUCUCUCAAGUAUCGUGAUUUGGCGAAUUCAAUCCCGCUGGCAACGGAUGAGCCUUGA